CUGCGAGGUGACCGUUUCCACACGUGGAUAAAAUCUUAGAAACGCUGUUUGAGAAGUAAAGGACGCCAGUCUCUUCGCGCCCUGUGCAGUGAGAUAAAGCUCUCCAUGCAGAACCUUCUCAGGGUGGUGAACGGUGGUCGCGUCUUUACAGCGAUUCACCGUCUAAAGCCAUGUCUGCCUCAGUGCCCACUGCAGACAGGAGGCCGGCUGGAGGGAGCAGGUCUGAGCGUUAUUCCCAGAAGGCUGAUGUCUGAGAAGCGCCUCAACGUCCCACCCAGCGCGGAUGUUGUGGCUCGAGUGUCUGGGAUAUCGACCAUGGCCAAGUUACCGUUUCAAGAAACGGCUGAAGGCCUGGACGCAGCGUUUAUAGGGGUGCCCAUUGACACCGGCACCUCCAACAGGCCUGGGGCGAGAUUUGGUCCUCGGCAGAUCAGGUCAGAGUCCAUCAUGCUGAGAGCGUGCAACAGUGCCACAGGAGCAGCUCCCUACGAAUCCCUGAUGGUCGCAGAUAUCGGCGAUGUCAACGUAAACAUGUAUGACCUCAAAGACACCUGCAGAAGGAUCCGAGAAGCGUACUGCAAAGUUGUGAAAACUGGCUGCAUACCCCUGACGAUGGGAGGCGACCACACAAUUUCAUACCCGAUUCUGCAGGCAGUAGCUGAAAGGCAUGGUCCAGUGGGUCUGAUCCAUGUGGAUGCUCAUUCAGACACUGGUGAUGUAUAUCUGGGGGAGAAGAUUGGUCAUGGGAGUCCUUUCAGGCGCUGUGUGGAGGAGGGUCUGCUCGACUGUAAGAGAGUCGUCCAGAUCGGGCUCAGAGGGACCGGCUACUCUCCAGACAACUAUGCAUGGAGUAGAGCUCAGGGCUUCCGUGUGGUUCAGGUGGAGGAGUGCUGGCAUAAAUCUCUGGUUCCACUCAUGGCUGAGGUUCGGAGGCAGAUCGGUUCAGGGCCGGUCUACCUCAGCUUUGAUAUAGACGGUCUGGAUCCUGCGUUUGCUCCAGGCACAGGAACACCUGAGAUUGGAGGCCUCACACCUAUACAGGGUUUGGAGAUCAUCCGAGGCUGCCGAGGCCUGAACCUCGUGGGCUGUGACUUGGUGGAGGUUUCCCCACCAUAUGACACUACAGGCAACACGGCUCUGACUGCAGCAAACCUCCUUUUUGAGAUGAUGUGUGUCCUUCCCAAGAUAAAAUACUACGAUUAAAUGAGUGUUUGUGAAAUGGUCAGUCUUAAAGGUCACAGGUCUCUGUCUCUGACAGCAGGACGGCUCUGAGCGCUGUAAUAAAAUAAGUGAGAAGCCAGAGGCUACAAAAAUCUGUGUCUAUCAUUUUGACUUUAAGAAGUUUCUCACCAUGAACUGUCGCCAUGACCUCAGUGUCACCUGUGGACAGACUUCGUUUUAAAGGGAAAUUCGACCAGUUUUUCCAAAUUUCUGCGCAGUUAAAUUGUCCGGUUGUAAACAAUGUCACUCAGAGUGGGUUGAUGUGAAAUGCGACGUUCUGGAGUGACUCUGAGGAAGAUCUGUUCUCAGUGGCGAUGACCGGAAACGGAUGUCUUAAAUGUUCAAAGGAGAAUUCCACUGAAUUUUUAAAAUUGCGGCAUGAUUAAAUCUUUGAUGUAUGAACAAAGUC
This is a messenger RNA of Pygocentrus nattereri (red-bellied piranha), 1630 nucleotides long. It is a transcript of the gene agmat, whose product is annotated as agmatine ureohydrolase (agmatinase). The coding region runs from base 106 to 1203 and encodes 365 amino acids. The record is from RefSeq and is a predicted model, not a curated record. Lineage: Eukaryota; Metazoa; Chordata; Actinopteri; Characiformes; Serrasalmidae. Gene Ontology annotation, molecular function: metal ion binding; agmatinase activity. The transcript has 7 exons.